AAUAUUGAUUGAAGUCAUAAAAGUAGAGUUCGAUGGUAUUGAAAAAAUACGGACCUUACGUGCAUCGGAUGUUAGGCUUAAAUAGGCUUCAUUGAAAUCGAAAUAGUUUGCAUUCGACAUCAUCCACCCGUUAUAAACUCAUAAAAUGAGGACGACACUUCAAAUUGAAGUAGGACCGAAAUCUGAAAUGAAGUAUAACUGAAAGAGAUUAUAUUUACUUGCAUUUAAAGAGGAAUUGAAAGUAAACAAGGUUUUAAUAAACACUAAAAUCAAUGGACUUAGCAACCACUGCUAUUCAGUAUCUCCUCUAUACGAAAUGUGAUUGAUUCUUAUUGAUCAGCAUUGAGAUAAGUUGUUUCUAAACAUUUUUAUUUUGUUAAGACAAUUUGGAAUAUAUUUCAAACAACACAACAGAUAUGUCAAGUCCGCCUGGUUCCCCACGCAGACAGAGCGAAAUAUCGUCUUUCCGUGGCGCGGAACCGAAGCGCAAACCGAGAGGGAAACCAAAACGAGGCAAAAGCCCGGAUAAGACGCUUCCAUUUUUUGAGAAGGGCCGGUUCGACGAUGUAACACUUGUGGUCGGAGACAAACAACUAUAUUCUAAUAGCUGUUUACUCUCGUACAAUUCAUCAAAAUUUAUGCAGGUGCUAUCUGACGACAAUGUCGGUAAAGGAAAGGGCAAAACUGCUGCUAGUAAAGACCUUGACCUUUCGCAUCAUACCUUUGGAGACGUAUGCGCGCUGUUGUCAUUCAUUGACCCUCGAGUACCUUACGACCUCACAGAUGAGGAUGCUUUUCGAUUGCUCCCUAUAGCGGAAGAGUACGAUAUUGCCCCUCUGAAGAAGGCAUCAGAACGGACCGUCACCGAGUCGUUUCUCAAAAAGAGGAGGGGUCGCAGAGCAGGCUGCGUACCAACAGACGAAACAAUCCGCCACCUUGGUCUUGCCGACAAAUACCAAUUAAAAGACCUUCACGAAAUGUGCUGCAUAGAGCUAGUAGCGAACGAUAAUCCAUUAAGUAGUAACAUGGUCUCAGCUUCUAAGGAUUUAUCCGAACAUGCGAAACUGCAAGUCCUCGAGAAAAAGGUAGAUAAGUUGAAUAUGGCACUAGCACGUGCGCGGAGGAUUAAUACAGAGAAAGAGCAGGCUAAGGAUACAAGAGGCAGUACGUUAUGGAAGAAGUAGUUAAUAAGUGACAAUAGAUAGUUUGUCUGGAGAAGACAUGAAUAAUUUGAAGAAUAUAUAUUAGAAGCGGCAAAUAUACACAAUUAUUAAAUACGAACUGGGCAUCUUAUGUUUAAAAUACUUGCAUAAUACACAUUCAGUAGUCACAAACAUUGAGUAGUAGUCCAGGGGAAAGAAUUCGAUGUAUCUUGUGCGUAAAGAUGUGCACGACUGACAAAUUUUAUUUAUUUUAUUUUUUUUUUGAAAAUCAUCACAACUAUGUUGAAUGUCUUUUAUCAUGUCAUGGCACAAACGUACAGACAUUAAACGUUGUUGAUUUCUUGCAAAUAUAUACUACAAUGAGCAUUA
Messenger RNA from Mercenaria mercenaria, 1532 nucleotides. RefSeq lists its product as uncharacterized. NCBI's taxonomy places the organism in Eukaryota, Metazoa, Mollusca, Bivalvia, Venerida, Veneridae. Gene Ontology annotation, molecular function: protein binding. The record is from RefSeq and is a predicted model, not a curated record. Bases 417 to 1184 code for a protein of 255 amino acids. The transcript has 4 exons.